UAUCUCUGGAACUCUCCUGGUGCGGGGGGAGUAUUUGCGGGACUGGGAGCUGCUGUGGGAGAGACACUGUGCGGGGCGAGGAGAUGCGGCGGUCGGGACUUAGCCCCGGUGCUGGAGGAGAGCGGGUGCGGUCGAUGGAGUGGCGGACCUCCACGCCUUACUGGCGGGGCUAUGAGUCGCUGGAGCCCGGGUCUGGCCCCAGCCCGGCCCGCGUCAGCCCCAACCCGGCCCGCGUUAGCCCCAGCCCGGCCCGCAUUAGCCGGCUGCAGGAGAUGCAACAACUGCGGGCGCUGAAUGACCGCCUGGCCGUCUGUAUCGGGCAGAGUUGUGGGCUGGAGACGGAGCGGCGGGAGUUGCGGCGGCGACUGGCCCACAGCGCCGAGCGGGAGGGAACCCGCAGCCUCCUGGAGCAGCAGCUGGCGGACUGGCGGGGCCAGCGUGAAGCCGCGGCUGCGGAGCGGGCCCGUAUACAGCUGGAUCUGGGCAGCGUGCGGGAGGAGAACCGCCAGCUGCGGGACAGAACUGCAGCAAAGGAGUCUGAGUUGGAAUCUGCUUUAACGCUGUUGAGAGACCGGGAAUUGGCGCUGAAUUACAACAAAACACAGCUAACCACAUCACUGGGUGAGAAGAGGCAUUUGGAGAGUGAACUGCUGGAAGUCCAAGCUCAGCUGGCUAAUGCUAAUGCAAUCGUCCAUGACACCAAAACACAGCUGCAGGAUGAAAUGUUACGGAGAUGUGACCUGGAAAACAAAACGCAAGCAUUGCAGGUGCAGUUAGAUUUCCAGAACAGCCUCCACGAGAAGGAAAUGACUGAAGUCAAGAGAAAGCACGAAGUGCGGUGCAAAGAAACGGAGUUUGUUCGUCAGGUGGAAAAUGAGCGGCAGCUGAGCGAAGUUCUUCAGAAACUGAGGGGAGAUCAGUCUGAGCAAAUCAAACAGUACAGGGAGCAACUGGAGAGAAGCUUCCACACCAAGCUGGAAACUGCGCUGUUGGCCGCCGCCAAGGACAGUGACUUUGCCAGUGCUGCUAAGGAAGAAGCAGCAGAAGCUAAAGUGAGAACCCAGAGCCUGGUGUCUGAGCUCCAGCACUGCAGGCGUCAGAUUUCUGAGCUGAAGGCGGGUGUUCAGGACCGGGAGAUGGUGUUGGAUCGUGAGCGGGCCACUUGGCAGCAGAGGAUGGUGGCCAAGGAAGAGGUGAUUGGGGAAAUACGCAAGAAGGCGCAGGAGAAACUGGAGGAAUACGAGCAACUGCUCGACGUGAAACUGGCCUUGGACCUGGAAAUUAAUGCUUACAGGAAGAUGUUGGAGGGAGAGGAACAAAGGCUUGACUUGACUCCACGCUCCCUGGUCCAGAGCGUGGUAGCUUUACCGAGCCACGUCUCCACCCCGUGUGGGAAGAAAAGAAAGUUGUUUGAAACGGAGAUUGCUGCCUAUAAUUAUGAAAAAAGGGAACACACGCAUUCGAAAGCAAAGGUUAUUUUAGAUGAAAUUGACAAUGAAGGAAAAUUUGUCAAAUUAAGGAAUAUUUCCAAUAAGGAUCAACCAUUAAAAGGGUGGAUGAUAAGGAGAACAUUUGAAGAUUUGACACAGAUUGUGUACAGAUUCCCUGCACAUUUUACCCUUAAAGCCAAACAAACUGUGACUAUCUGGGCUGCAAAUCACGAUGGUGCCUCGAGCUCUUCAGUAGACUUGGUGUGUAAGGAACAGAGAUCGUGGGGAACUGGAGAUGUGAGACUAGUCCUUCUCAACGCCACUGGAGUGGAGAUGUCUACUUGGACUGCCGUGCAACUGCCUGGAACAUUGGAAGGGAAAUCUAGGGAAGAGGGGUCUGAUGGUUCUGUUGAGGGCACAAGUGGACUUGAAUAUAGUGCAACGAGUCAUGCUGGGAAUGAAGACUCGGGGUGCACCAUAAUGUGACGUCAGAGAAGAAUCCUCCAGCAGAUGAACAUAAUAGUCACAAGUUCACUUUAAUGAUUAUUGACUGACUUGGAAUGCUGAAAUAUUCCUUUCAGCAGAAAUGCAUUUGAAUUUAAAAACUGCUUAUUACAAGUGGCACUUUAAGUGAAAUAAUCAUAUCAUCAGAUGGUUUCUGUUGAUUCCACGCCCUACAAUGGUAAAUAGCCACUGUUCUUCACGCACCUUUUGAAAAUGCAUGGACUCAGUAAUUGAAGGUAGACACAAAAUGCUGGAGUAACUCAGCGGGACA
Molecule: messenger RNA, 2205 nt
Organism: Amblyraja radiata (thorny skate)
Lineage: Eukaryota; Metazoa; Chordata; Chondrichthyes; Rajiformes; Rajidae
Product: lamin-L(III)-like
Exons: 11
Coding region: 84-1916 (610 amino acids)
Biological process (GO): nuclear migration; nuclear envelope organization; nuclear pore localization
Cellular component (GO): nuclear envelope; nuclear lamina
Molecular function (GO): structural constituent of cytoskeleton
Source: RefSeq, a predicted model, not a curated record